This is a messenger RNA of Saccoglossus kowalevskii, 528 nucleotides long. Its product is annotated as D-beta-hydroxybutyrate dehydrogenase, mitochondrial-like. Lineage: Eukaryota; Metazoa; Hemichordata; Enteropneusta; Harrimaniidae. The record is from RefSeq and is a predicted model, not a curated record.
AUGCAGGUUUUGGAGAAAUUAGAGUUUAUGUUCUCAAUGGUGUUUGCUGACUGUCUGUAUCCGGAUGGGGAAGGUGCCAAGAAGCUUCAAGCAGAAUGUUCACAUAGGGUAGUCAUCGUAGCAUCUGACGAAUCAGUUGCCAUGGCAAAGCAGAAAGUAGAAGAAACGUUAAGAAAUAGGACACAUGGUCUGUGGGCAGUUGUCUACAAUGCCAGUAUAUUUGUAUGCGGCGAUAUCGAGUUUUCGCCAAUUGAAAUAUUCAAACGAUUAGUAGAAGUGAAUUUAUAUGACACGGUGCGUGUUGCCAAGGCGUGUUUACGGCAUAUAAGAAGGAACAAAGGUACGGUAUGUGAUAUUGAACCCGGUCAAUAUUCCAGGGCUACGCAAGUCGGAAUGAAUAGAUGGAGCGAAUUCAAAGAGAUUGCGUACAAACUUCAACAGUUUGGAACAACACCGAUGAUAGCGUCCCGGGAUAGCGUAAAGAAAGAUUACGGGAAAGACCUCAUCGACAGCCACGUAGACAAUUAG